Cajanus cajan (pigeon pea) is the source of this 1415-nucleotide messenger RNA. The record is from RefSeq and is a predicted model, not a curated record. NCBI's taxonomy places the organism in Eukaryota, Viridiplantae, Streptophyta, Magnoliopsida, Fabales, Fabaceae.
UUUGCAGAUAGUGAGGACAGAGAGAAAGAUUGGUAUCAUCCUGGUUGUGGGUACUCUGCUGAUGACCUGAGUAAUCACUCUUAUAGGGAGUCAAGAUGGUCUCUUCCAAAACAUUCAUCUUUUCCUGAUAAGGAGAUGGAUACUCAAAGGAAAAGAAUGGAUGAAAAAUUCCAUUUUAUGGACAGAAACUUCAUUGAUGAUUUUGAUGAGUGUGAGUUUGAGUUCCUACACAAGAGAUAUCGCAUGUCCACUUCUGCUGCUGAGAGAGAAAUGGAAUUGUUUGAUAAUAAUGGUGAAGAGCAGUUUGCACAUAUUGAUAGAGAUUGGAGAAGAUCUGUCCGUAGGGGAAGACACUUGGCUUCUGGGAUAGUAGAAGAUAAUUGUCAGAAAUAUACACGAUACCAGACUUCAAAUUUUAAGCAUCGUAGACAAUCUUAUACAGAUUCAGUGAAGAAUUAUGCAUAUGAUGCAAGGGUAAAUGUAAUUUUUGGGGGUUGUGGGAGAGAUAAGCAUGCUAGAGACAACAGAGGCUGUAAUCAGUUGUGUGAUUAUACUGACACUGCUGAAGAUGAAGAUCUCCCAAUUUACCCUGAAGAAGAGUAUCGGUUUUACAGGUCACCAUCUAAGUUCCUGAAUUGGACUGAGGAUGAAAUUAUUUGUAGGCAUCAUGAAACCCAUGCAUCAUCUUUGUCUGCUAAGGUGCAGAGUGAUGAUAUGCCAUUGCAGUGGCAUCAGCUAUGUAUGUCAAAGCGAGAUAGUGAGAGAUAUUUUAAAGAUAGCUCUAAGAUUAUGUGCAGAAGUAAGGGUGGGCAAGCAGUGCUGAGAUUCAGGAAAUCAGUUGACUUGAUUAAUGGGGAAGGAAAGUCUCGAGUGAGAAGGUCCAGAGUCUUAUGCAAUGGUAGGCUUGAAAAUGUCAACCAGCGGAUUGCUAAGAAGCGGAGAGCUUCAGUGGUUUUUGAUGAAUCUCAUAAAAAGGCCAGCAAAUUUGACACCUCAAAACAUCAAAGCAAUCAGGAGAGUAAGAAAUGGCUUCAGAUUCAGAACCUUUCAGAUCAAGGACAGAAAGAAAGCUCGGAUAUAGAGGAAGGCCAGAUUGUAACAGAAGAACCAUACAUGGAUUCUUCGGUAUCCAGGAGAGAUGCUUCUGAAGGUUCAUCAUUGACUGAUAGUGUGAAGAAGAAAAUGUCACAAAAUGACCAAUUUAUAGGUGGCUAUGACAGUCAAAGGAUUCUUGAUUCAUUAGCCAAGAUGGAGAAACGCAGGGAGCGCUUUAAGCAACCCAUCACAGUUAAAAGAGAAACAGAAGAGAGUUUGAAGGUCAACAAUGAUUCCAUUGUAGAUACAGGUGAAAUGAAGCAACAUAGGCCAGCCCGAAAGAGACGUUGGGUUGGUAACUAGUUUUGUGUUUUUUUUUU